UUUUCUUAACUAAGAAGCUUUUCGAUCUAUAUAUAUUCGUAUGACAAGGUUUUGAUCUCGUAGCCAUCUCCAUCAAUUUUCAGCAUUAACUUGUUCCAAGUUCAAAAAAAAAAAAACCCCUUAGCUUUGCUAAUCCAAACUCAAUCACUAAAAUGGAGAAUCUAGCACUAAAAAUUGAGAAAGAAUUUACUCAAAUCUCUGAGAGAGUGAAAUCAGUAGAUGUGCAUCCAAUUCAUUCAUGGUUUUUAGCAACUUUAUAUUCUGGAACUGUUUCUUUAUGGAAUUACCACUCCAGAAAAUUAGAAAAGUCUCUCAAAGUCACAGACUCACCAGUGAGAACAGCAAAAUUCAUAGCUAGCAAAAACUGGUUUGUUGCUGGAUCUGACGACGGAUUCAUUCGUGUUUACAACUAUGAAACAAUGGAGAAGAUCAUAGAGUUCGAAGCACACAAAGACUACAUAAGAUCUGUGGUUGUCCAUCCAAAUCUACCAUACUUGAUAUCAACAUCUGAUGACAAGUCUAUAAAGCUUUGGGACUGGGAAAAGGAUUGGAUAUGCACUCAAAUUUUUGAAGGACAUUCCCAUUAUGUGAUGCAAGUGGCCUUCAAUCCAAAAGACUCUAAUAUUUUCUCUACCGCCUCGCUUGAUGGAACCAUUAUGACAUGGAAUAUUGGCUCAUCUGCUCCAAUUUUUACCUUGAAUGAUCAUUUGAAAGGAGUGAAUUGCAUUGCUUACUUCAAUUCUGGCGAUAAAACAUACUUACUAAGUGGCUCUGAUGACUUUACUGCUAAGGUAUGGGACUAUGAAACACAAACUUGUGUUCAAAGCCUGGAAGGUCAUUUGAAUAAUGUCUCAGCAGUUUGUGCUCAUCCAGAGCUUCCUAUAAUAAUUACAGGCUCUGAUGAUGGAACUGCUCGUUUAUGGCAUGCUGCUACUUAUGAGCUAGAAAACACUCUGAAUUAUGAUCUUGGAAGAGUUUGGGCCAUUGGAUGUAUCAAAGAAUUGAAUCAGGUUGUCUUUGGUUGUGACAAUGGAUUUUGCAUUGUCAAAAUGAAUGGUGGAGAUUCUGUAACAGGGCCAAGCUUAGAAGGAAGGAAGGAAUAAAUAAUAUUGUUGUGUGUGUGUGUUUAAAGUUGUUUGUCAAUUGUUGUCUCGAACUCGGUAUAUGUUGUUGUGUGAUAUGUAAAACUUACUAGAAAUAAAUAAUAUUUCUUUCUGAUGUAUCUUGUUGUAAUAAUCUUCUAAGAGAAUAAUGUACAAUUUUUAUUUGACCAGACUGCUAAGCCUAAACUCUAAUACCUGUAUUAGAGUGUAAUGCAUGUGUAAUAUGUUUUUUCAUAUAAAUAAAUUCAAGACAAUUACGUACCAA
Messenger RNA from Humulus lupulus (European hop), 1368 nucleotides. Its product is annotated as coatomer subunit beta'-1-like. Bases 153 to 1103 code for a protein of 316 amino acids. Gene Ontology annotation, biological process: intracellular protein transport; retrograde vesicle-mediated transport, Golgi to endoplasmic reticulum; endoplasmic reticulum to Golgi vesicle-mediated transport. NCBI's taxonomy places the organism in Eukaryota, Viridiplantae, Streptophyta, Magnoliopsida, Rosales, Cannabaceae. The transcript has 10 exons. Gene Ontology annotation, cellular component: COPI vesicle coat. Gene Ontology annotation, molecular function: protein binding. The record is from RefSeq and is a predicted model, not a curated record.